CGCGGCGCGGCUCAAGAGCGACACGGUGACGUUGCGGAACGCAGGACAAGCGCCUGCGUUGUUCUCUUACCACGAUGUAGAAGAAGAUGAGUUACUGAAAUCGGCGGGCAGCGCUAGCAUGGCGGAGAUGGAAGCGGCUGUCAUGAUGCAGGAGAUACUCGCGGCCCGUGAAGCCCGAGCGGCCGCGCGCGCCGCCGAGCUGGCCGCUGGCAGAGCGCACCCGCCAGACUAUAACGAACACGAACACACCGACUAUAAGGACCACAAGGAGUUCUACAAGGACCAGAAGGACAAGGAUUACUCCUACAAGGAACAUAAGGAGUAUGAUAUUAAGGAUAAGGAUCAUUCGCAACAUAAGAGCGAAUCGACGCGCAGCCGGCGUCGGCGCGAGCGUCACUGGCUCGAGACGCACGCUUCAGAGACCGACCUCUAACAUAUCCUACUAUUUAUCUUACUUACACCUAUUAAUACUCACUACCGUGUUCAAUACACAGACACCGCGUUAUGAAGUGUUUACAAAGAGCGCGCUUAAUAAGGUCACUACGGGUAAGUGUGUCUGACCUUCCCAUUUGGCCUGUUUAAUAGAGAUGGGCCGAAUACGGACUCUGCCGAAUUCGAAUAUUUGGCCGAACGUUCGGCUAAGCUGUUACCGAACCGAAUAUUCGGCUGCGCCAUAUUUCUAAUACUAGCUUAGAGUUAAAAACUUUCGAAUGAUUGGUAAUGGGUACAUUUAUCUUACUAAGGCCCUUAAUGUUCCUAUAAUUUAGGUCAUAAGAAAAUUUUGGUUUUUGUUUCUUAAGCUGCGUUAUUUUUAUUUUUUACAAAAUUAUCGUAUUUAUAUUUUAACGCAUUUUUAACUCUCUUUGGUUGUUCCUUAGAAUAAUGACAUAGGAUGUCAUUAUCCGAUGAAUUACGAAACAACUUACGCUAUUUAUUUACUUUGUUUAUUCGGUAAUUGUUCGGUAAUGUAAUCAAAUUCGGCCGAAUACGAACAUUGAAAAACUUGCCGAAUAUGCCGAAUACCGAAUAUCCGGCCCAUCUCUAGUUUAAACCAAUUAUCAGUGUUUAUUGAAGGUUCGUGUUUACCACUAAUCAUGAGUAGCAAAAGCACGAGCUCACAAAAACACCUGUGACAAUCAGUAAAAAGGCAAAAUGUGAAGGCCAGACACACUUUCCCUUAUGACCACAGAUGUCAUAUAUACCAUAGAUCAAGCAAACGUAUCUACUUAGCGUGUCAAAUGAACUCAGUGAAAUCCACUGAGUUGUCCG
Molecule: messenger RNA, 1269 nt
Organism: Leguminivora glycinivorella
Lineage: Eukaryota; Metazoa; Arthropoda; Insecta; Lepidoptera; Tortricidae
Exons: 4
Coding region: 119-433 (104 amino acids)
Source: RefSeq, a predicted model, not a curated record